AUGUCCAGAGAACUAUUGAUAAGAAAUUUGAAACAAUGAAAUCUUCAAGGAGUUGUGUUACCAGCGAUAAGGUUGGGGAUUCAAACAUAGAAAACUCUAUUGCUGCACCGAAUACAGAUUGUAAUAUUUCAAUUAAGAAGUCAAUAGAAAAUUGUACAACAGGGAGCAAAGAAGUUGAGGAAGAAGUAAGCGGAUCAGAACGAAUUAUAGGAACAGAGUCUAAACAUACAAUAGCAGCUUCAACAGUAGUGUCUAAAACAUUCAACAAGGCUAAUAUUACAAUAAUUAGUGAUGAGUUACUUACAGAUGUUAGUGCCUCCAAUGCAGAGCCAGUUACAACAUAGGAACUUAUUA
This is a messenger RNA of Stomoxys calcitrans (stable fly), 354 nucleotides long. RefSeq lists its product as uncharacterized. The transcript is spliced from 2 exons. The record is from RefSeq and is a predicted model, not a curated record. NCBI's taxonomy places the organism in Eukaryota, Metazoa, Arthropoda, Insecta, Diptera, Muscidae. The coding region runs from base 36 to 344 and encodes 102 amino acids.